UGCAAAUCAGAACAACUGACUUCAACCUUUCUGUCUACUACAGCAGUUUAAUUCGAAUCAAUUGGCUGUACAAUUUGCAUUCCUUUGUUGCUGCAAAUAAUUUAUUCACUCGCUUACACACCUUUCCCCAACUACAAUUGUUAAUUAAGUAUACACAAUGUCUGAGACUCAAGUGAAACGCUGCGUUUUGGCCUACUCUGGUGGUCUCGAUACCUCCUGCAUUCUCGCCUGGUUGAUUGAACAAGGAUGGGAAGUCAUUUGCUACAUGGCCAACGUUGGUCAAGAAGAAGACUGGGAAGCUGCCCGUGAGAAGGCUCUGAAGGUCGGUGCUAAAAAGGUGUACAUUGAGGAUCUUCGUGAGGAGUUCAUUCGUGACACUGUCAUUCCUGCUGCUCAAUGCAAUGCCAUCUACGAGAACGUUUACCUUUUGGGUACUUCGUUGGCUCGUCCUAUCAUUGCCCGUCGUCAAAUUCAAAUUGCCGAAAAGGAGCACUGCAUUGCUGUCUCCCAUGGUUGUACUGGUAAGGGAAACGACCAAGUUCGUUUUGAACUUGCGUUUUACGCUUUGAAGCCUGAUGUUAAGGUUAUUGCUCCUUGGCGUGAGCCUGUUUUCUUUGAGCGCUUCGCUGGUCGUAAGGACUUGUUGGAGUACGCUGCACAAAAGGGAAUUCCCGUUGCUCAAACCACUAAGAAGCCCUGGUCUAUGGACGAGAACUUGGUUCACUGCUCUUACGAAGCUGGUAUUUUAGAGGAUCCCAGCCAAGCUCCCCCUACCGACAUGUGGAAGCUCUGUGUCGACCCCAAGGACGCACCUGAUGAGGCUGAAGACUUGGAGAUCCACUUUGAAAAGGGUGUUCCCGUCAAGCUUAUUUGCAAGGAUGGUGAGUUCACCGAUCCUCUUCCUCUUUUCCUCCAACUCAACACUAUCGCCCGUCGCAACGGUGUCGGUCGCGUCGACAUUGUUGAGAACCGUUUCUCUGGUUUGAAGAGCCGUGGUUGCUACGAAACACCCGGUCUCACCAUUUUGCGUACGGCUCACAUGGACUUGGAGGGUCUUACUAUGGAGCGUGAGGUUCGCGCUCUUCGUGACCAAUUCGUCACCUUCAACCUUGCCAAGAUCCUUUACAACGGUCAAUUCUUCUCCCCCUCCACUCGUAUGCUGUUGGCUGCCAACGCUGUUUCGCAAGAGGUUGUUAAUGGUGAGGUCAAAUUGAGCGUGUACAAGGGCAACGUUACGAUCAAGGGUCGCAAGUCCGAGACCGCUCACUUGUACGAUGAAAAAUUGUCGUCUAUGGAUGAGCUCGGUGGCUUCGAUCCUACUUGGACCUCUGGUUUCAUUGCCAUCGAGUCUAUGCGUCUUCGCAACUCUGAUGAGGCCAAGCAUUGGCUGUAAGCAUAGUUUGUCAUGUGCUUCCCGAAUAACGGGAAUGUUUAAUGAUAAAAGUGUUAUGCGUUCAUGUCAUGAAAAAUAAAAUAUGAAUUACUUUUGAGCAUGGGAAUGAAUGGAAAGGGUGGUGACAACAAGUAGCGAUUGUGAAAAAAAAAAAAAAAC
Molecule: messenger RNA, 1552 nt
Organism: Schizosaccharomyces japonicus yFS275
Lineage: Eukaryota; Fungi; Ascomycota; Schizosaccharomycetes; Schizosaccharomycetales; Schizosaccharomycetaceae
Product: argininosuccinate synthase
Exons: 1
Coding region: 158-1393 (411 amino acids)
Biological process (GO): L-arginine biosynthetic process
Cellular component (GO): cytosol
Molecular function (GO): ATP binding; argininosuccinate synthase activity
Source: RefSeq, a predicted model, not a curated record